AUGCGUUACACCGAUAUUGUCGCCCUGGCCAUGGGCAAUGUGGUCGCCGCUCAAUUCCCCACCACCACUCGCUUUGCCAACACCACCACCGCCGGUUUCGAGACUGAGACUGCCACUUCUGGUACCGUUACCAUCGGUACCGAGACAACUGGCACUGAGACUACCGCUGCUUCCACCAGCACUGCUGCUGGAGGUAUUGGAAACCCAGACGGCUUCAACUUCCUUGGCUGCUUCUCUGACAAUGGUUUCCCCGGCUUCACUCUUGCCUACUCCAGCGAGGAUAACGAUGCCGACGAAUGUGCUGAGGCAUGUGCUGGCUCCAACUACUUCGGUUUGAACGAUGAGAGCUGUUACUGCAGCGGAGAGUUUGACUUCAGCCAAGCCACCGCUGUCAGCUCGGACCAGUGUGACAUUGUCUGCCCAGGAGACGACUCAGUCAACUGUGGUGGCCGCACCUCUGGCUCUCGCAUCAUGCGCCGCCAGAGCAUUGACAUUAACGUUCUCCUCUCCAUCUACAUCGCCAUCGGUGUCAACCCCGGUGAAACUGAGACCGUUGUCAACACCGACUUCAUCACUGAGACUCUCCCUGCCUCCACCACCACUGCUACUGUUACCUUCACCGAGAGUGGCGAGGUUGCCACCAAGACCGUCACAACUGUUCUUCCUGUUAUUCCUACCAGUGUUAUCAUCAUCUGCUACGGUAACUACUGUGCUCCUCAAGUCCACUGCCCUACCUGCACCAAGUGGCAGGUGGUUUGUGAGGACGACCUUUGCGCGCCUCGCGAAUGUUACGACGACACAUGGAACAAGCUCAAGAUCUGUAAGAACGGAAGCUGCUACUACUCUGACUACAAGAACGAGGAGUGCAACCAGAAGAUCACCUGCCACGGAUCCAGCUGCGAGAUUGACUACUCUGAGGAUUACGCCCGCAAGUUUGUCUGUGACGUUGAGGAGGAUCGCUACUACUUCGACCAGUGCAAGGAUGACUGCUACAGCUACGAGAAGUGCGCUCACGGAGAGUGCGAGCCCGUUCACCCUCCUGUCAGCCCUCCCAAGCCCAUCAGCCCUCCUAAGCCCAUCACUCCUGGCAAGCCUCCUGUUGUUGUUGUCCCUGAGCCCAAGCCCGAGCACCCCGUCAAGCCUGAGCACCCUGCUCCUCCUGCUAAGCAACCUGAGCACCCUGCCCCUCCUGCUAAGCAACCUGAGCACCCUGCCCCUCCCGCUAAGCAGCCCGAGCACCCUGCUCCUCCCGCUAAGCAGCCCGAGCACCCUGCUCCUCCUGCCAAGCAGCCUGAGGCUCCCAAGACUGAGCAGCCCAAGACUGAGCAGCCCGAGACCGGAAAGCCUGAGGUUCCUGUUGUCACCGCUGGUGCUGCCAAGUCCUUCGCCGGCUUGGCCGCUGCCAUGGCUGGUUUCGCUUUCGUCCUGUAG
Messenger RNA from Fusarium poae, 1431 nucleotides. RefSeq lists its product as uncharacterized. The record is from RefSeq and is a predicted model, not a curated record. The coding region runs from base 1 to 1431 and encodes 476 amino acids. NCBI's taxonomy places the organism in Eukaryota, Fungi, Ascomycota, Sordariomycetes, Hypocreales, Nectriaceae. The transcript has a single exon.